ACGAAGUCUGUUUUGCACACAUCAGUCAAUUUGACGUAAGAUAGGACUGCAGCGAGAACUUGACGACGUCUACCACCGUCCUUGUGAUACACGUAAACACGCUCUCAGUUACGAUUGCGUUCUGAUUUGUGAACAUCAGUAGUCUUACUUACACGUCGAACUUAAGAACCACACUCUCUCCAAAGUUUUGGGAGUCUUGUGCAACGAUGCAGUCUCUUGCCCAGCGCGCUAGCCACGCCGUGCGUCCCAUGGGGCCGCGGCGCUUGCAAGCUCGGCGUGUGGUGCCACGGGCUGCCUCCACGGAGCUGUCCUUGAGCACGGUGAAGGACGUGAUGAGCUCGGGGACGCUAUACUCGGUCUCGCCAGAGGACACGGUGGACGCGGCCCUUGAGAUUCUCGUGAACAAUCGCAUUACGGGCCUACCCGUGCUGGACACGGAGGGUCGCGUGGUGGGCGUGGUGUCGGACUUUGACUUGCUGGCGCUAGACGCGGUGGGCCGCGUAAAUGACGACAACAUGCUCUUCCCCAGCGCCGAGCAGAGCUGGCAGGCGUUCAAGGAGGUGAAGAAGAUGCUGGCCAAGACCGCCGGCAAGAAGAUCAAGGACGUCAUGACGCCCAAGCCCAUCACCGUGCGCCCCGAGACCAACCUCAACGACGCCACCAGCAUCCUGAUCAGCAAGAAGAUCCGGAGGCUGCCAGUGGUGGACGAGCACGGCAAGCUGGUGGGGCUGAUCAGCCGCGGCAACAUCGUCAAGGCAGCGCUAGCGGCGCGCAAGGCCGCUGCCGCCUCCUCCAACUAGAGGGCGCAAGGCCGCUGCCGCCUCCUCCAACUAGAGGGCGCAAGGCCGCUGCCGCCGCCUCCACCAGAGGGCGCAAGGCCGCUGCCGCCUCCUCCAACUUGAGGGCGCAAAGCCACUGCCGCCGCUUGUCCUACGAGGCGCCGGCUGGGGACCCUGGGGCGUCGUUGCUCCGCGGCGGCGUCUCGUCGUGGACUGCAGUCGUCCACAGCGGCGUUGGACAACGCCCGGUAAGGGCCCCAGCUCAGGGGCACCACCUUGGCGUAACGUCCGGCGUUGGCGAGGCGACGAGGGAAGCGGACGAAUGCAGGCUUGAUUCGUAUGGAGCGGGGCGCGCGAGGCUUGUCGUUGUGUGCGCACCCGGUUGCCGAUUCUGCGGGUUGGUGCAAGCGAUUGUCGCGAGCGUGAGACGGGUGAGCGCGCGAGGGAGAGUGCACUGGGAGCGUGAGCGGUGAGACGAGGGGAAGAGUGUUGAAGCAUCCUAAGUUUUGGGGGUGGUCUGCGGGUCCUCGGUUGGCAUCCGGGAUGUCAGCGGCGCUGGUUGUUUGUGGCACUGAUGUUACGGUACUGCUGUGGGGGCUGCUGGCUGUUGCAUGGUGCGGCCAUUUCAAUAUGCUGAUGUUUUUAAUACAAUUUUGUUGCCAGUUGGACUUUCACGUGGCACACUUGCACAUGGUUGCACCGCUGGAAAGAGGUUAGAAAUGGACGUGGAAGCCUGCCUGGGCCUGCAGCAAUGUUUGAAGCCACCCCUCGCGCGUCCGCAUCCGAUGAAGCAGUGAAGUGGGCGGAUCUGCGCGGAUGAAAUGCCAAGCCCUCAGA
Molecule: messenger RNA, 1616 nt
Organism: Chlamydomonas reinhardtii
Lineage: Eukaryota; Viridiplantae; Chlorophyta; Chlorophyceae; Chlamydomonadales; Chlamydomonadaceae
Exons: 8
Coding region: 207-800 (197 amino acids)
Source: RefSeq, a predicted model, not a curated record